AUGGCAGCCUCCUGCAAGCGCAUCGCCAUCUUCGGGGCCACCGGCAUGACCGGCUCGGCCACCCUGGCGCAGGCCCUCGAGGCGGGCUACCAGGUGACCGUGCUGGUGCGGGACCCAGCUCGCCUCCCCCCUGAGCUCCAGCCAGCGCAUGUCCUUGUGGGAGACGUGCUGAACCCUGAGGACGUCAACCGGGCCGUGAAGGGCCAAGACGCCGCGAUCAUCAUUCUGGGCACCCGCAAUGACCUGAGUCCCACCACCAUGAUGUCCGAAGGCACCCGGAAUAUUGUGGAAGCCAUGAAGGCCCACAGGAUCCGCAAGGUGGUGGUUUGUCUCUCAGCAUUCCUGAUGUGGGAUUUGGAGAAGGUUCCUGCCAAGUUGCGGCCGCUGACGGAGGACCACAUCCGAAUGCAGCAGAUCUUGAAGGAGUCUGGGCUGGACUGUGUCUAUGUCAUGCCCCCCCACAUCGCAGGUGACCAGCCGCUCACAGGGGACUACACAGUGACGGUGGACUCUUCGGGGGGCUCCAGAGUAAUCUCCAAGCAUGACCUUGGGCACUUCUUCCUCAAGUGCUUGACCACCUCUGAAUAUGAUGGGAAAAACGUCUACCUGUCGAGGCAUUACCCUAAGGAGUAGUGCCAGC
Messenger RNA from Euleptes europaea (tarantolino), 640 nucleotides. It is a transcript of the gene BLVRB, whose product is annotated as biliverdin reductase B. The transcript has 5 exons. NCBI's taxonomy places the organism in Eukaryota, Metazoa, Chordata, Lepidosauria, Squamata, Sphaerodactylidae. Bases 1 to 633 code for a protein of 210 amino acids. The record is from RefSeq and is a predicted model, not a curated record.